CUUUUCUCCGUAUGGGUAUAUGUUGUACUUUUCAAUAUGGCCGCCGCGUGGCUUUAAAUUUCUAUUAUAAAUAUUUUUGUUCUAAUUUGCUUUCUUUCAUGAUUUUGAAACAACCAAACACAAUGAAAGUUACUAUUUCUUCGAGAGCAUAUUCUAAAAUUCUCCUCCAUGCCAGUAAAUACCCACACAAGGCCGUCUGUGGCGUGGUGAUAGCACGUGAAAAUUCAGACAGUAAAAUUGAUGUUUUGGACGCUGUGCCGUUGUUUCAUUUGUCCCUGGGUUUGGCGCCCAUGAUGGAGGUUGCACUUACACAGGUUUGACGUCGUUUUUAUCAUAUGUUUUAGGCGAUAAUAUUUGCAUAAUAAGCUACAAUACCAGCCUUUGACCGCGUCAAUUAAUGAGAUUCGUGGCGAUUUCAGUUCAGUGCCUGGCUAGUAGUCGGAGUAUAGGUGAUGUGCAACCACUCACAUGGUAUUCAAAUGAUAAAGAAAAUUUUGCCAUGUUGGAAGAAAUUUGCAUUGCGAACAAGCAAAAUCCCAUUGUCAAUGUCAAUGUCAUCCAACAUGGCGAUGUAUAAACUUGCACACCACCUAUAGACCAAAAGGCACAGGGUGUACUGGACCUGAGCAUGGGGAUGGUAUAUAAAGGCCAAUGUUCUACAGUUGUUGCUACCAUCUUGUUAAAGCUAAUGAGGUCCAGUAUUAUCUCACAUUGCAUGAUACCAACUUUCCACAGUGGUGUUGGCCAGGGACGUCGCUAUAGGGGGGAUGUAACACCCCCAAUAAUUCAAACGUUGGUCAAAGUUGGUCAAAAUGGAAGUGAUAUUUGCCCAAAGUUGGUCAAAAUGGAACUGAUAGGUAAAGGUAAAACUGGGGAAAAUUUGGUCAAAGUUUGAUAUAAAAGAUGGUCGAAUUUGCCGAAAAUUAUGAAAUGGUUCGUAAUUUUAGUCCGAAAAUUUUUUAUCUUAGUCCGAAAAUUUUUUUUGACGACCUCCCCCUCAAAACCCCCCCCCCAAUGUUGAUGCCUUCACAACGUCCCUGGUAUUGGCCAGUGUAGAAAGUUUGUAUUGUGCAAAGAAUCACAUGGUUUACACUCCGAGCAGAACCUCCAGCCCACAGUACAAUGAAUCUCAACAAUAUAUAUGUGUGUGUUUAGGUUGAUGCAUAUUGCAAAAGUAAUAAAUUGCAAGUUGUUGGGUAUUACCAGGCUAACCAAUGUCUAGACAAUAACAGGUACCUGAAAAUGCGGUUUCUACAUUUAUGGAUAACUCCCAUCCAUAUGUUUUAUACAUAGUACUUACAUUUCAUCAAAUUUUGUUCUGUCAGACCAAGUUUUAAGAUAUUAUAUUUUUGGCUUUCAGUCCCGAUGUUUAUGCAUACAAAAUAACAGAAAAAUUACAGGAAAACUUUAACUCUGCAUUUAUUUUAAUGGUAAGUUGUAGGUAUAGAUUUGGAAGCUGCUCUAAAUUUAUUGUGCAGAUAAUGAUGUAUUCUCAGGAAUUAAUUCAAAUUGUAAAUGUAACAUAUAGAUAUGAUUAUUUCAUCCCAAUGAUUCUUUUGUAAUAUUAAUGUGUAAGAACCAAGAAAAGCUAGAGUACAGAUGGAAAACAUGCACAGAAAUGAGUGAGAAAAUGAGCAUUUAAAAAAAGAAAUACAAAAAAAACCCUACCUGCCCUACCUUUAGAAGUUUUGCAACAAGAAAAAAGAAUCCGAGAGGUUUUUCCCAAUAGAAUAUUUAAAAUACCAAGUGAUCAAUCUCGUUCCCCGAGCCUGUGAUCCUCGGGAAGGAACGCGAGGCUCUGGGAUAAUCUGUUGCCGGAAGCCAGGAAUUGUGGCUAAGAUUGAACUACGCAUUCCAUUUCAACGGCCAAUCAGAUUCCUCCCUGAAACGGAUUAUCCCAGAGCCUCGCGUUCCUUCCCGAGGAUCGCAGGCUCGGGGAACGAGAUUGCCAAGUGAUUUAAUAGUCUCCAUAAUGAACAAAAUGAAUGCACUUUGAUUCUCACUGAAUAGGUUGAUAACAAGAAAAUGGGUUUUGAGUGUGAAUUUCAAGCCUGUAAGGUACAGUAAUGAAUUCUUACAUAAUUUGUUACAGGUGCAAUGUAUUCUUUAUUCCAAAAAACCUGGCAGUUCAUUUAUGGUGACUUUUUCAUAUUAUUUUUUGAACAGUUAUAUCACCUUCAAGAUAAUAAAUGGAAAUACAAUGAGAAAGACCUGUAAGUAUUCUUUAACAUUAUUUGCAGUUGAAACAAACCUGAUUAUAUUUGUUCAUAAAAACUGAUUGCAUUUUUCAAUACGGCCGACAUCAUACAUACAAAAUCGGCCUGUAAAUUAUAACAAUCUAAUCAAGAUUAUUUAAAAAUAAAGUGCCAUAUAACCAUUUUUCUGCCAAAAAAUUUCCAAUAUUUCCUGAGAGAAAUACCCAUUGGGUUUAGUCAAUUAGUAUGACAGCAAAAAAAUUUUAUUACUCACAAUAUUUUUUAUAAUAUAUCUAGUUGUCUAGCUGAUGAUGAAACACUGAGUAUUGUAUCACAAUUGAUGAUUGGCAAAGCCUACCCAAGUCUGGUGGAUUUUGAUAAUCAUUUAGAUGACCUAUCUCUGGACUGGUUAAAUCCCGAAAUUAACAAAGUUGUUGAUAAUGCAGCAUCUCAAGUUCAAGAGUAAAAAAUAAUUUAAUAAAAAUAUAUUUAAUUGAAAAUUAGUUACAUUUAAUUUAUUUGUCUACAGUUGUUAACCCAUUGAGUGGCAGCACUUUCCUCUUGACGAGUAAAAUCAUCUGGCAUUAGACAGAGUAUAAAUAAAACAGUAGUGGGGCACAUCAGAGUGCAUUGCCACUUAAAGGGUUUAAUUCAUUUUCAACUUUUAAAGUGGACAAAUGUGAAUUUUUUUAUUCUUCCACUUGAAGAAACUGUCAAAACUUUUACUCAGCUUUGUUUACAUGCUUCCUAGAAUAAAAUAAUUUUCUCUAAGCAGACACCUCUCUCUAAUACAGACACCUCUCCCUAAUACAGGCACUUCUCUCUAAUACAGACCCCUCUCUCUAAUACAGGCACCUCCCUCUAAUGGAGACACCUCCCUCUAAUGCAGACACCUCCCUCUAAUGCAGACCCCUCUCUCUAAUACAGGUACCUCUCUCUAAUGCAGACCCCUCUCUCUGAUACAGGCACCUCUCUCUAAUGCAGACCCCUCUUUCCAACACAGACUGUGUACCCCUUUCUCCAUUACAGACACAUCUCUCUAACACAGACAUCUCUCUACUUACAGUUAUCUCUCUAUUAGGGAGACCCUGCUAUUUAAUCUCCUAAAUAAAAUUAUAUAGGUUAUAUUUAAUGACAACUUAUUGUGCAAUACGUGAUAUGUCAAGAAUAUUAAAUUAUUUUACUGAAGGAAGCAUGGAAACAGAAUCUGUAAAACUGUUACUUUAUGUGAAUAAAAGAAUACAUUUCACGUUGUGUCUGUUUUCUUUCCAUUCAAAAUGUCCUUAAGAAUACAUUUCAUCAUGUAUUCAAAAAUAUAUCAGGAAAGGAACCAAAAUUCUUGAUAUAUUAAUACAGGUAUGUUUGAACAGACCUCUUUUUUUAAAACGUAUAAUUUUAUGUAAUCAAACACGAAAACAGUUGUCUAUUAGUGAAUUGCAAUCAAUUUUAAAUUGGUUUUGAUUUGAGAGCUUUGUUUUCAAUUUUGGCGAGGAAUGCUCUACUUUAAUGCAAGAAAUGAUAGGUAAUAGGCAAAGGAAUACGUUUCUGUGUUGAUUAAAACACGAUUAUGAAUAGGUGCAUGUUUGUUAUGAAUACAAUUUAUAUUAGCACCAUAUAAAAUAGGCCAUUUCCGAAUUAUGGUUGAACACCCUCAGACAAAAGCAUGAGAAUGACGCUUCGCACUAAAUUGUAACAUUGGUGUUAUUGCUCUUGACAAUUAGAGCGUAAUUCGGAAAUGGUCUAUUACAUUGCACAAACCUGGUAUAUUCUCAAAUAUUAUACCUCCUUGGAUAAUUAUCUCUAUAUAUUCUGUAAGUAAUAUAUGUUCAGUCAUUUGUCUUCAUUCUUCCCUCCUAAACAAAGAUAAAAUAUUUAUCUUUUCCAAAUGAAGCAGUUUUGU
Messenger RNA from Paramuricea clavata, 4095 nucleotides. NCBI's taxonomy places the organism in Eukaryota, Metazoa, Cnidaria, Anthozoa, Malacalcyonacea, Plexauridae. The record is from the annotation of a GenBank genome assembly.